GCCUCCCCAGGCCCCUCCGCUGCCCGCGGCCAUGGCCACCAUGGUGCUCCCGCGGGAGGAGAAGCUGAGCCAGGACGACAUCGUGCUGGGCACCAAGGCCGUCAUCCAGGGGCUGGAGACGCUGCGCGGGGAGCACCGCGCCCUGCUCGCCCCGCUGCUCGCGCCCGACGCGCCCGACGCCGAGCCCGGCACCCAGGAGCGCUCCGUCCUCCUGCGCCGCUCCCUGGAGGCCAUCGAGCUGGGCCUGGGCGAGGCGCAGGUGAUCUUGGCACUGUCGAGCCACCUGGGUGCCGUGGAGUCAGAGAAGCAGAAGCUGCGCGCACAGGUGCGACGCCUGGUGCAGGAGAACCAGUGGCUGCGUGAGGAGCUGGCGGGGACGCAGCAGAAGCUGCAGCGCAGCGAGCAGGCCGUGGCACAGCUGGAGGAGGAGAAGCAGCACCUGCUAUUCAUGAGCCAGAUCCGCAAGCUGGAUGAGGACGCGUCCCCCAACGAGGAGAAAGGAGACGUCCCCAAAGAGUCCCUGGAUGACCUGUUCCCCAACGAAGAAGAACAGAGCCCAGCCCCCAGCCCUGGUGGAGGGGACGUGGCCGCCCAGCACGGGGGCUAUGAGAUCCCAGCGCGUCUGCGCACGCUGCACAACCUGGUCAUCCAGUACGCGUCGCAGGGCCGCUACGAGGUGGCCGUGCCCCUGUGCAAGCAGGCGCUGGAAGACCUGGAAAAGACGUCAGGCCACGACCACCCUGAUGUGGCCACCAUGCUCAACAUCCUGGCGCUCGUGUACCGGGACCAGAACAAGUACAAGGAAGCUGCCCACCUGCUCAACGACGCCUUGGCCAUUCGGGAGAAGACCCUGGGCAAGGACCAUCCAGCCGUGGCCGCCACCCUCAACAACCUGGCGGUGCUGUACGGUAAGCGAGGCAAAUACAAGGAGGCCGAGCCCCUGUGCAAGCGGGCGCUGGAGAUCCGGGAGAAGGUCCUGGGCAAGUUUCACCCGGAUGUGGCCAAGCAGCUGAGCAACCUGGCACUAUUGUGCCAGAACCAGGGCAAAGCUGAGGAGGUGGAACAUUACUACCGGCGGGCACUGGAGAUCUAUGCUAUGCGCCUCGGGCCCGAUGACCCCAACGUGGCCAAGACCAAGAACAACCUGGCCUCCUGCUACCUGAAGCAGGGCAAGUACCAGGACGCCGAGGCCCUGUACAAGGAGAUCCUGACCCGUGCGCACGAGAAGGAGUUCGGCUCCGUGAACAGUGACAACAAGCCCAUCUGGAUGCACGCAGAGGAACGAGAGGAGAGCAAGGAGAAGCGCUGGGACAGCACCACCUUCCGGGACUAUGGAAGCUGGUACAAAGCCUGCAAAGUGGACAGCCCAACGGUCAACACCACACUACGCAGCCUUGGGGCUCUGUACCGGCGCCAGGGCAAGCUGGAGGCCGCACACACACUGGAGGACUGCGCCAGCCGCAGCCGCAAGCAGGGCCUUGACCCCGCCAGCCAAACCAAGGUGGUGGAGCUGCUCAAAGAUGGCGGUGGUGGGCGGGGAGACCGCAGGUACAGCCGGGACACAGGGACUCGGGCUGAGUCUGACACGGACGAGAUGGGGCCCACCGCAGAGUGGAGCGGGGAUGGCAGUGGGGCUCUGCGGCGCAGCGGCUCCUUUGGGAAGCUCCGGGAUGCGCUGAGACGAAGCAGUGAGAUGCUGGUGAAGAAGCUGCAGGGCGGGGGACCCCAGGAGCCCCCGAACCCCAGGAUGAAGCGGGCCAGUUCCCUCAAUUUCCUCAACAAGAGUGUGGAAGAGCCGGUCCAGCCUGGUGCCCCCGGCCUCUCGGACAGCCGCACGCUUAGCUCCAGCUCCAUGGACCUCUCUCGCCGCAGCUCCCUGGUGGGCUAACUGGGCCAGGGCGGCCAGACUCCGGCACUAACCCCACAGCCCUGCGCUUGGGCCUGCUGCUUGUCCGCCUGUCUCCCUAGCCCCUGUCUUUUCUGUUCAAUCUCAGGGUAACCCCAACCCCAAUCCCAAACCCGUCAUCUCAGCCUGAGCCCUGGAGGCAGGGCCUGCCUGUUCUGCACCGACCCCUUAUUUAUUCCUGCCAGCAGGGUUCCCUCUGCCAGCAGUGCUGGGCCAAACGCAUGGGCGAGCGGGUCUCCCAGCAAGAGCUGCAGCCCCCCACUUUAAGACCCCCCCAUCCAAGAACACUAAGCACCCUGCCCCAUCGGCAUCCUGUCCCUGCCCUCUGGCCAUUGCUUGUGUAUAUAGAGAAGUAAGUUAUUGGCCUCGCAGCCCACAGUCCCGUGUGCCGGGCCUCUCCUCCCCACUCUAGUGGUACCGCCCAGGCCUUAAUCACCCCCAUUCUGCGCGGUGGUAUCUCCUAGGCACCACAUCUGGGGCCAUGCCCCUCACCCCACCCCAGGGUUCCCUGAUCCUUCUUGUGCUGCUCCUGGUCCAUGGAAGGAGCCCCCACCCCACGACCCUCACAGCCGGGCCCUGCCCCGUGCCCGGGCCUUAUGCACUGCCCCUCCACCCAGGCACGGCCCGGCCCCGCCCCGGGCACCACCAGUCCAGCCACCCGCCACGCCUCUCCGCACGCCUACCGCUUCUCAUGGGGACAGCGAGGGCCCUCUGGGCCAUGGGGACUGCUCCAAGGGGGCGCCGGGAGGAGGUCGCUCUAAUUUCAACUGUUGCUGUAGAAAUAAAGACGGUUUGAAUCUGGA
This is a messenger RNA of Suncus etruscus (white-toothed pygmy shrew), 2709 nucleotides long. It is a transcript of the gene KLC2, whose product is annotated as kinesin light chain 2. The transcript has 15 exons. The coding region runs from base 32 to 1888 and encodes 618 amino acids. Gene Ontology annotation, biological process: microtubule-based movement. Gene Ontology annotation, molecular function: kinesin binding. The record is from RefSeq and is a predicted model, not a curated record. Gene Ontology annotation, cellular component: membrane-bounded organelle; kinesin complex; cytoplasm. Lineage: Eukaryota; Metazoa; Chordata; Mammalia; Eulipotyphla; Soricidae.